CUGAAACCCCUGACAUAACUGAGGAACCUACUUCAGAGAAAAAGAAAAAGAAAUCCUCCGAAAAACGAGCUGAAGCUGAAACCCCUGACAUAACUGAGGAACCUACUUCAGAAAAAAAGAAAAAGAAAGCAUCAAAAAAGCAUGCAUCGGAUGUUGACAUAUCUGAGGAAUCAAAAGAAAAAACUGAGAAAAAAAAGAAACAUAAGACCGAAACGGAAGAACGUGAAAAGAAAAAACAUAAAGAGGAAAAAACUAAAUCUUCUAGUAAAGGAAAGACUGAAAAGGAGAGCGCGGAGACCGAAUCAUCAAAGAAGAAACAAAUUGUAGAAGAGCAAAGCACAUCUACAUCUGAUGAACCAAAGAAAUCAAAAAAGAAAAAAAAAGUUGCUGAAGAACAAAGCUCGGAAGCUGGUACUACUUCUACAGAAAAACCUGAAGAACCUGUUGGUUCUCCUGAACAUUCAAAAACUAAAUCCAAGAAGCGUAAGGUUUCUGAGACGGAAGAUGUUACCAAGGAGCAAAGUGUCGAACCACCCAAACCUGAAAAGUCAAAGAAAAUAAAGGAAAAGAAAGAAAAGAAGGAUAAAGAGAAAAAAGAUUCAGGAAAGAAAGUAAAAGACACAGAGAAGAAGGAUAAGGAAAAGAAAGAUAAGAAAAAAGAGAAGAAGGCUAAGGA
Messenger RNA from Cetraspora pellucida, 676 nucleotides. The record is from the annotation of a GenBank genome assembly. Lineage: Eukaryota; Fungi; Glomeromycota; Glomeromycetes; Diversisporales; Gigasporaceae.